AUGUUCAAGAUGGCAAAACCGAUUGUUGUGUCUCUCAACGAUCUCAAGGAGGGCAACGUUCCCUUCGAGACUCUGAAGGAGGCAUUUGGGCCCGAAUCUCUGGGUAUCCUGUUGGUCAAGGAUGUGCCGCCAGAAUUCACUCAUUUGAGGCAACAGACCUUGUCUUACGCCUCUUACUUGGGCAACCUCCCCGAAGAAGAGUUGGUCAAGCUUGAAAAUGAGAAAGCCAAAUACCUGACGGGCUGGUCCCUGGGAAAAGAGACACUGAAAAAUGGUCAAGUUGACACAUUCAAGGGCUCCUAUUAUGCCAACUGCGCGUUCUAUGUUGAUGCAGCCCUCGACUGUGCUAAGCCGACCGCCGAAUUCAACCAGAUUAACUUUCCCGAGUAUCUAUCGCCUAAUAUUUGGCCGUCACAAGACGUCCUUCCGGGGUUCAAGCCUGGCUUGGAGAGCCUAUGCAGAAUCAUAAUUGAUACGGCCGUCUUAGUAGCCCGAGCAUGCGACAGAUUUGCUGAGUCCGAGAUCCCAGGAUAUUCCAAGGGCUACCUUGAACAUGUCGUCGGUACAUCGAACACAACCAAGGCGCGCCUUCUGCACUACUAUCCUCAGACGAAAGAAGCCCUCUCUAAGAUCGGUGCAGCCGACGAUGACUGGUGUUCGAGGCACAAAGAUCAUGGAUGUCUGACUGGCCUAACUUCUGCCAUGUUCAUUGACGAGAAAGAGACUUCGACCGCAGUACCUAAAGCUACAAAUAGCACUUCGGCAAGUCUGCCGCCUCUCGCAGAGCUGGCUGCGUCUCCCGAUCCAUCGGCAGGGCUGUAUAUCGAAUCGCGGAGCGGAGAGACGGUGCAGAUCAAGAUACCGCGGGAUUGCAUCGCUUUCCAGACUGGCGAAGCGUUAGAGCGCAUCACGGGCGGCAAGUUCAAGGCAGUACCGCACUUUGUAAGAGGGGUCAGAGCAGCAGUGAGCGACGGCCGCGUUGCGCGUAACACGUUGGCCGUCUUCACUCAGCCCAACCUCGGCGAGGAGGUUGACAUUGAGCAGCAUAUAACAUUUGGCGAGUUUGCGCGGGGCAUCGUGGCUAAGAAUACUGUAUCGUGA
Molecule: messenger RNA, 1101 nt
Organism: Colletotrichum orchidophilum
Lineage: Eukaryota; Fungi; Ascomycota; Sordariomycetes; Glomerellales; Glomerellaceae
Exons: 5
Coding region: 1-1101 (366 amino acids)
Source: RefSeq, a predicted model, not a curated record